UCUCGUGAACGUCGCAUGGCAGCUUCCCUCCUUCGUCUCCACUUCCAUGAUUGCUUCGUGCAAGGUUGUGACGCGUCAAUCUUGCUAGAAGAUGCUCCUUCGAUCGUGAGCGAAAGGAAUGCGUUGCCUAAUAAGGGUUCUGUACGAGGUUAUGAAGUCAUAGAGGCUGCCAAGUCUGAGGUUGAGAAACUAUGUCCUGGUGUCGUUUCUUGUGCAGAUAUACUCACCGUGGCUGCACGUGAUGCAUCAGAAAUGGUGGGUGGUCCGUCGUGGUCUGUGAAGCUUGGAAGGAGAGAUUCAACCACUGCUAGCCUUGCUCUUGCAGAAACCAGUCUUCCUAGUUUUAAAGCUUCCCUUGAUUCGCUUAUUAAAACGUUCGAGGAUAAUGGACUUAGUGCCAGGGACAUGGUUGCAUUGUCAGGAGCUCAUACUAUUGGACAAGCUCAAUGUUUCUUGUUUCGUGACCGGAUAUACAGCAACGGAUCAGAUAUCGAUGCUGGUUUUGCUAGUACCCGCAGACGUGGCUGCCCAAUAAACGACAGGAAUGGAAAUCUAGCUCCGCUAGAUUUGGUGACACCCAAUUCGUUUGACUACAACUACUUCAAGAACUUGAUUCAAAAGAAGGGUCUUCUGGAAUCAGAUCAAGUGCUUUUUAGUGGUGGAUGCACAGACAGCAUUGUGUCUGAAUAUAGUAACAAUCCUUCCAAGUUUAAGUCGGAUUUUGCAGCAGCGAUGGUGAAGAUGGGGGAUAUCAGGCCAUUGAUGGUGGGGAUACAGCCAUUUUGUUAG
Molecule: messenger RNA, 789 nt
Organism: Cynara cardunculus var. scolymus (artichoke)
Lineage: Eukaryota; Viridiplantae; Streptophyta; Magnoliopsida; Asterales; Asteraceae
Product: lignin-forming anionic peroxidase-like
Exons: 3
Biological process (GO): response to oxidative stress; hydrogen peroxide catabolic process
Molecular function (GO): peroxidase activity; heme binding
Source: RefSeq, a predicted model, not a curated record